AUUUGCUUGUGCUAGCGUUCUACUCAAGCGGAGCGGUUCACUGUUCCUCUCGAUCGAUUUCCAUGGAAUCCACGAAUUCGAAGUCGAAUUCUCUCCAAUCCAUCUGUUACCAACGCGGUUCUCUCCGUCUUCUCGAUCAGAGAAGGCUUCCACUGGAAACUGUCUACUUGGACAUCAGGAGUGCCACAGAUGGGUGGAAUGCAAUAAAGGAUAUGGUGGUUCGUGGUGCACCUGCAAUUGCCAUUGCAGCAGCACUGUCCCUAGCUGUGGAAACAUUUGACCUCGGCUUCAGUGGAACAUCGACAGAUGCUGCUUCUUUUCUAACAAAGAAGCUUGAAUAUCUUGUUUCAAGCCGCCCAACUGCCGUAAAUCUUUCUGAUGCUGCUACUAAGCUUCAAAAGCUUGUGUUAAAAGCAGCUGAGACAACUGAUGAGCCCAAAGCGGUUUUUGAGGCAUACAUUGAUGCUGCUGAAAGAAUGCUAACUGAUGAUGUCAAUGAUAACAAAGCAAUUGGGUUUCAUGGAGCAAGAUUUCUUCAAUCCCAGCUUAAAGACUCAGAAAGUCUGUCUAUUUUAACACAUUGCAACACUGGCAGUCUAGCUACUGCUGGAUAUGGAACUGCACUUGGGGUUAUCCGUUCUGUUCACGCUGAAGGAUUAUUAGCGCAGGCCUUCUGCACUGAAACCCGGCCAUUUAACCAGGGGUCCAGACUCACAGCAUUUGAAUUGGUACAUGAUAUGAUUCCUGCAACUCUCAUAACUGAUUCUGCUGCAGCUGCAUUAAUGAAGUCUGGACAUGUUAAUGCAGUCAUUGUCGGUGCUGAUCGUGUUGCUGCAAAUGGUGAUACGGCCAAUAAAAUCGGAACCUACAGCCUUGCAAUUUCUGCAUCUUUCCACAAAAUCCCAUUUUAUGUUGCAGCCCCGGUAACUUCAAUUGAUCUUUCACUUCCAUCCGGGGAAGACAUCAUUGUCGAGGAAAGGUCUCCGAAGGAGUUGCUGAAUGCAGAUGGUGGACUCGGGAAGCAAGUUGCUGCGCCUGGAAUUUUUGUCUGGAAUCCGGCAUUUGAUGUUACACCUGCAAAUCUGAUAACUGGUAUAAUCACCGAAAAGGGUGUUAUUACAAAAGUUUCUGCUGAUGCUUUUGAUAUUAAAGGUUUCGUCGAGAAGGUUAAAUAGAUGCCGGAGAGAUUGAGUUUGAUCUUAGAACUUCAUGCAUAACUUUCAAGCAUUGUUUUGAGAUGUAAAAAAAAAUAAGCUUGUUUCUUGAACAUUUAUGUUUGCUUGUUUGUCAUCGUGAGACCUUGAAAUCAAUCCUUUGCUCAUGAAACAUUUAAACUUUUUUGAGGCAAAUUUAUAAAAUAAUGGUAAAAAUUA
Messenger RNA from Dioscorea cayenensis subsp. rotundata (Guinea yam), 1373 nucleotides. RefSeq names its product methylthioribose-1-phosphate isomerase. The coding region runs from base 63 to 1175 and encodes 370 amino acids. The transcript is spliced from 9 exons. Lineage: Eukaryota; Viridiplantae; Streptophyta; Magnoliopsida; Dioscoreales; Dioscoreaceae. Gene Ontology annotation, molecular function: S-methyl-5-thioribose-1-phosphate isomerase activity. The record is from RefSeq and is a predicted model, not a curated record.